UCCAAAAACUAUCUUAAAUUUCUCUCUCUCUUCUCUAUACACCCAAAAGGGAAAAAACGUUCCCUUCUUCUUCACUCACUUCCAGAUUUAAAGAGAGAGAGAAGAAAGGGAAGAAAAAAAAACUGUAACUUAAACUUUCUUCACUCUUCUUCUUCUUCUUCUGGGUCUUUCGUUAAUGGCAAUAACGAAACCCUUGAAUUCAUCUUCAAAUUUUGUUGCUGAUAGUAGUAUCAACUCGAUCUCACUCUAAAAGAAAAUCAGUUGCUAGAGUGGAUACUCUUAGCCUUUAUCUGGAAGCGCAAGAUUUUGUUUUAGCAGAGACAGACAAGUUCAAAAGCUUGUGACAUAAACGAAGGAACAAUAAAAUGGCUCCCUCGAGCAAGGCCGAUAAGAAGGCCGCAUUAGAUGCAGCCUCGUGGAUGUUUAAUGUCGUGACUUCUGUUGGAAUUAUCAUUGUCAAUAAAGCCUUAAUGGCAACAUACGGCUUCAGUUUUGCUACAACGCUAACUGGGCUUCAUUUCGCUACCACAACCUUGAUGACAUUUGUUCUUAGGUGGCUGGGAUACAUCCAGCCCACGCAUUUACCUCUAUCCGAGCUCCUGAAAUUUGUUCUCUUUGCAAACUUCUCUAUAGUUGGGAUGAAUGUGAGCUUAAUGUGGAAUUCUGUCGGAUUUUACCAGAUAGCGAAACUCAGCAUGAUCCCUGUAUCCUGCAUUCUGGAAGUCAUCUUGGAUAAAAUUCGAUACUCGAGAGACACAAAAUUGAGCAUACUGCUGGUUCUUCUCGGUGUUGCUGUUUGUACUGUAACUGAUGUGAGUGUUAAUACUAAAGGAUUUGUUGCUGCAAUUGUCGCUGUCUGGAGCACUUCCCUGCAACAAUAUUAUGUACAUCACCUUCAACGGAAGUAUCAACUUGGAUCUUUCAGCCUAUUGGGGCAUACUGCGCCUGUCCAGGCUGCAUCACUGUUGGUUGUAGGUCCCUUUCUGGAUUACUGGUUGACAGGCAAAAGAGUCGACCACUACGAUUAUAAUGUAGUUUCGGUGUUAUUCAUCACUUCUUCGUGCAUCAUUGCGAUAGGGACAAACCUUAGUCAAUUUAUCUGCAUAGGCAGAUUCACAGCUGUAUCAUUCCAAGUCCUUGGGCAUAUGAAGACUAUCCUAGUCUUAAUACUGGGGUUCAUACUUUUUGGGAAAGAAGGUCUCAAUCCACAAGUAGUUCUGGGAAUGAUAAUAGCAGUAUUAGGAAUGAUCUGGUACGGGAAUGCCUCAUCUAAACCAGGUGGCAAAGAGCGGCGUAGUAGCCAUUCUCUACCAACCAGCAGACCUCAAAAACAUGGGUCAGAUACCAGCGAGACCGAUGGGAAGAUCUAACACGUUGAAGAAAAUCUUAGAUGGCUGGAUAUAUCCGAUUUCAGGAAGAAACAAAAAGGAAAACAAAGAAGUUAGCUUCUAACAUAAAAAGGUUAGAACACGCAUGGUUAUUUUUGUCUAAUUCUUUCACUUCUAAUUUUGAUUUUUUUAAGCCAUCCUUUUAAUUUGUUCUCAAGGGAAUGAACACAGUUGGAUCUGGUGUAGAUUCCCUAAAAUCCCAUUUUGUUCCACUAUCAUCAUGGUCAUCAGUUAUAGUAAUUUAUUUAUUUAUGAUUUCUCCCCUCUCUCCAAUAAGUUCAUUUUCUUCUUGUAUUGCUGAAUUUCUUAUAAACCAAGUAGUGAAUUAUCAUUUUCAAUGGAUAUUCAAUCCAUUUUAUUCUU
Papaver somniferum (opium poppy) is the source of this 1751-nucleotide messenger RNA. Its product is annotated as UDP-rhamnose/UDP-galactose transporter 6-like. NCBI's taxonomy places the organism in Eukaryota, Viridiplantae, Streptophyta, Magnoliopsida, Ranunculales, Papaveraceae. Gene Ontology annotation, molecular function: UDP-galactose transmembrane transporter activity; antiporter activity. Gene Ontology annotation, cellular component: Golgi apparatus. Bases 366 to 1370 code for a protein of 334 amino acids. The record is from RefSeq and is a predicted model, not a curated record. The transcript has 6 exons.